AUGAAGCCGCUAUGUCGCAACGGGCUGACCUAUCGCGACCCAGCCCGUUGCGAUACAGCUGACGUGUCGCGACGAGGCUGUCAUAUUGCGGCGGGGGCGGCGGGGUAUCCCAGUGUCUGUGUGUCCCCCGUGUCCAUGUGUCCCAUGUCCAUGUGUCCCCAUGUCCAGCCCGCCAGCGUGGCCCUGCGCAAGCAGGAGGAGGAGGAGGAGAGCAAGCGGCCGAAGGCCCUGAGCGACAGCUACGAGCUCUCCACCGACCUGCAGGACAAGAAGGUACCCCGGGGACACGCGGUGACGGCCCCCGCCACCCCCCUGCGGCGGUCCCCAGCCCCGAAGCCGGAGAAGGGGAUCCAGUACCUGAUCGAGAGGGGCUUCCUCUCGGACACCCCGGUGGGGGUGGCCCACUUCAUCCUGGAGAGAAAGGGAUUGAGCCGGCAGAUGAUCGGCGAGUUCCUCGGCAAUCGCCAGAAGCAAUUCAACCGCGACGUCCUCGACUGCGUGGUGGACGAGAUGGACUUCUCUGGGAUGGAGCUGGACGAGGCCCUGCGCAAGUUCCAGUCCCACAUUCGGGUGCAGGGGGAGGCCCAGAAGGUCGAGCGGUUGAUCGAGGCCUUCAGCCAGCGCUACUGCGUGUGUAACGCGGCCCUGCUGCGCCAGUUCCGCAACCCGGACACCAUCUUCAUCCUGGCCUUCGCCAUCAUCCUCCUCAACACCGACAUGUACAGCCCCAGCGUCAAGGCCGAGCGCAAGAUGAAGCUGGAGGACUUCAUCAAGAACCUCCGAGGGGUGGACAACGGGGAGGACAUUCCCCGGGACAUGCUGGUGGGCAUCUACCAGCGCAUCCAGAGCCGGGAGCUGCGCACCAACGACGACCACGUCUCCCAGGUCCAGGCCGUCGAGCGCAUGAUCGUCGGCAAGAAACCGGUGCUGUCCCUGCCCCACCGGCGCUUGGUGUGCUGCUGCCAGCUCUACGAGGUCCCCGACCCCAACCGGCCCCAGCGCCUGGGGCUGCACCAGCGCGAGGUCUUCCUCUUCAACGACCUGCUGGUGGUGACGAAGAUCUUCCAGAAGAAGAAGAUCCUGGUGACCUACAGCUUCCGCCAGAGCUUCCCCCUCGUUGAGAUGCACAUGCAGCUCUUCCAGAACGCUUGGGCGCUGGGAGCCGCCCCGAGCCCACAGGACCGGCUACGCUUCGCCAGCGACCUCCGCGAGUCCGUGGCCGAGGUGCAGGAGAUGGAGAAGUACCGCGUGGAGGCGGAGCUGGAGAAGCAGAAGGGGGUGUCGGGGACGCGGGGUGGGGGGCCCCCCCGCGAGGCCCUCAACGGCCUCAGCCGCAGCAGCCUGGAGGAGGCCUUCGGGCCGGGCGAGGGGCUCAAGCGCAGCGCCCUCAGCAGCUCCCCGCGGGGCCUCUCCCAACGGGGCGAGUGGGGGACGCCUUGGUUAUCGGUGGCCGGUGAACUGGAGCCCCCCGAGGACUUUUUACCCCCUCCCGAAUGCCCCGUCUUCGAGCCCAGCUGGGCCGAAUUCAGCGACCCCCUGGGUUACAUCGCCAAGAUCCGCCCCAUCGCCGAGAAAAGCGGCAUCUGCAAGAUCCGACCCCCUGCUGACUGGCAGCCCCCCUUCGCCGUGGAGGUGGACAACUUCAGGUUUACCCCCCGCAUCCAGCGGCUCAACGAGCUGGAGGCGCAGACCCGGGUGAAGCUGAACUACCUGGACCAGAUCGCCAAAUUUUGGGAAAUCCAGGGUUCUUCGCUCAAGAUCCCCAACGUCGAGCGACGCAUCCUCGACCUCUACAGCCUCAGCAAGGUGGUGAUGGAGGAAGGGGGGUACGAAGCCAUCUGUAAGGACCGGCGGUGGGCUCGGGUGGCCCAACGCCUCGCUUACCCCUCGGGGAAAAACAUCGGCUCGCUGCUGCGCGCCCACUACGAGCGCAUCAUCUACCCCUACGAGAUGUACCAGUCGGGGGCCAACCUGGUGCAGUGCAACACGCGGCCCUUUGAGAGCGAGGAGAAGGACCGGGAGUACAAACCCCACAGCAUCCCGCUGCGCCAGUCCGUCCAGCCCUCCAAGUUCAACAGCUACGGCCGUCGGGCUAAACGCCUGCAGCAGGAGCCGGAGCCGACGGAGGAAGACAUCGAGAAAAACCCGGAAUUGAAGAAGCUGCAGAUCUACGGGGCCGGCCCCAAAAUGUUGGGGUUGGGGCUGGUGGCCAAAGACAAGACCCUGCGUAAGAAAGAUAAAGACGGUCCCGAGUGUCCCCCCACGGUGGUGGUGAAGGAGGAACCGACGGGACCCGAGGCCAAGGUGGAGCCGGUGUCUCCCCGCGCUUACCUGGAGGGGAAGGAGGAGCUGCGGCACAGCCCCGAGCCCUGCACCAAAAUGACCAUGCGCCUGCGCCGCAGCCACAGCAACAGCCAAUUCGGGGGCGAGCCCAAGACGUGGUACGGGGUUCCCUCCUUCGCGGCGGAGCACCUGGAAGAGGUGAUGAAGAAGCUGACGCCGGAGCUGUUCGAGAGCCAGCCUGACCUGCUCCACCAACUCGUCACCCUCAUGAACCCCAACACCCUCAUGGCCCACGGUGUCCCUGUCGUACGGACCAACCAGUGCGCCGGCGAGUUCGUCAUCACCUUCCCCCGGGCGUACCACAGCGGUUUCAACCAGGGUUACAACUUCGCCGAGGCCGUCAACUUCUGCACCGCUGACUGGCUGCCUGCCGGCAGGCAGUGCAUCGAGCACUACCGACGUUUGCGCCGUUACUGCGUCUUCUCCCACGAGGAACUCAUCUGUAAGAUGGCGGCUUGCCCCGAAAAGCUGGACCUCAACUUGGCGGCCGCCGUUCACAAAGAAAUGUUCGUGCUGGUGCAAGAGGAGCGUAAACUCCGCAAAGCGCUGCUGGAAAAGGUGGGGAAACACCGGGGGGAACCCCCCAAAAAAUUGGAGGGGGCUGCGGCGGGGCUGAGGAUGGUGGUACCAGCGCCCUCGCUGACGGUGGAGGAGCUCCGCGCCUUCCUGGAGCAGAUGAACCAGCUGCCCUGUGUCAUGCACCAGAUCGGGGAGGUCCAGGCCUUGCUGGAGCGCGUGGAGGCUUUCCAAGCGGAAGCACGGGCAGCACUGGAGUCGGCCCCCCCAGGACCAGGGGCUCUGCGCGGGCUGCUGGAACGAGGAGCCCGGCUGGGUGUGGAGGUGCCGGAGAGCCGACGGUUGGAACGGCAGCUGGCCCAGGCCGCUUGGUUGGAGGAGGUGACGGCCACCCUGCGGUCCCCUCGUGCCCGCGUCCCCCUCCCCGUCAUGCGGGGCCUCAUUCAGGCCGGACGGACCGUCGCCCCCAGCCCGGCCGUCGACGUGGCCAUGGCCGAGCUGCAGGAGCUGCUCACCAUCGCUCAGCGUUGGGAGGAGAAGGCUCAGAUGUGCCUGGAGGCCAGGCUGGCCCCCGGCGCCGCCGCCGGCUCCGACAGCAGCAAGCGGCUGAAGUGGCGGCAGGAGCCGGGGCUUUACAAACUGGACGCCGAGAGCUUGGGGCUGUCGGCGCAGGAUCUCCGCGACCCCGGCGCCGUGAUCGUGGCGUUUAAAGAGGGGGAGCAGAAAGAAAAGGAGGGGAUGCUCCGGCUACGCCACGCCAACGCCCAAAAAGCCGCGCCGCCCCUCCCGGGUCCCGGACCACCCUCCUGCGUCUGUGGGCAACCGGCGAGCCCCGGCAUGCUGCAGUGCCAGCUCUGCCGGGACUGGUUUCACGGUGCUUGCGUAGCCUGGCCCCGCUUGGGCUCUCAAAAACCCUCUCCGGCUUGGUGGGAGUGGGACGCCAAAUUUCUCUGCCCUCUUUGCCAACGAUCGCGGCGUCCUCGGUUGGAAACCAUCUUGGCGUUGUUGGUGGCUCUGCAGAAGUUACCAGUGCGGUUGCCGGAGGGCGAAGCCUUGCAGUGUUUGACCGAACGAGCCAUCACUUGGCAGGAUCGCGCCCGUCAGCUCCUCGCUUCUCCCGACGUGUCGGUGGAGAACGGCGAUGCCCCCAGCCCGGAGAAGAACGGCCCCCUGCCCUCGGAGCUGGAGGCGCUGAGCGCGGCGCUGCCGCGGCUGCAGGGCCCGGUGCUGGAGCUGGCGGAGGGGGCGCGGCGGCCGCUGGAGGAGCUGAUGAUGGAGGGGGAUCUGCUGGAGGUGACGCUGGACGAGGCCCAGAGCAUCUGGCGGCUGCUGCAGGCCGCCCGGCCGCCCCCCCUCCCUCUCUUCCGCCUCCUUCUCGAGCUGGAGCAGGCAGAGCGGCGGGGGGCUCGUGCCCGCGGCCGGGACCCCGAAAGACGUCGGAAACGCCGGGCGGAACGGGGCGACCUCCCCGCCCUGGCUAAGGAGGAGCUGGAGCCAAAGAGGAGUCGGGGUCCCGAGGGGGGGACCCCCCGGGACAGCCCCCCGCCUGGUCCCCACGCCCCGGGGAGAUAA
Molecule: messenger RNA, 4431 nt
Organism: Nipponia nippon (crested ibis)
Lineage: Eukaryota; Metazoa; Chordata; Aves; Pelecaniformes; Threskiornithidae
Source: RefSeq, a predicted model, not a curated record